AUGGAAUUGCAAGAAGCUUUCGUUGUCGCAGCAAGUUGUCUAGGCUUGUUCUCUGUUUGCAAGGCUCUGUUCAAGAUUGUGACAUGGAUUUGGGUCAUGUUUCUGAGACCUCCCAAGAAUCUCAAGGAUUAUGGAUCUUGGGUCAUCAUCACCGGCUCCACUGAUGGGAUUGGCAAGGCCCUUGCCUUUGAACUGGCUUCCAAGGGUCUCAACAUCGUCUUGGUUGGUCGAAACCCUUCGAAGCUCGAAGCAACCUCCAAUGAAAUCCGCGAGCAAUUCAGUGAUCCAAAAGUGGAAACCAAGAGCAUUGUCGUCGACUUGGCCAAAGCUACUGGAGGAGAGAUAGCUAGGAUCAUAGAGGAUGGAAUCAAAGGUCUUGAUGUUGGCAUUUUGAUAAAUAAUGCAGGGAUCAGUUACCCUUAUGCAAGGUACUUUCAUGAGGUUGAUCAGGAGCUGAUGGAGAAUAUGUUAAAGGUGAACAUGGAAGCACCAAGUUGGGUAACUAAGGCAGUCCUUCCAGGUAUGCUGAAGAAGAAGAAAGGAGCAAUUGUCAAUAUUGGUUCUGCUGCUUCUGAGAGUCCUUCUAUGCCUCUUUACGCACUUUAUGCUGCUACCAAAUCGUACCUUAAAAUGUUCUCAGAAUCCCUUCAUUCUGAAUACAAGCAGCACGGAAUUGAUAUUCAGUGUCAGGUGCCUGGUCACGUAGCGACGGAGAUGACAAAGAAUUCCAACAAGGCAUCUUUCAUGGUGAUGGCAACAACAGAGAGUUUCAGGAAAGCAAGCGUUCGAUGGAUAGGUUUUGAGCAUUUGUGUGAUCCCUACUGGAAGCAUUCUGUGCAGAUGUUCAUAGCACUUGCGAUGCCUGAUGCAAUGUGUGAUGCCAUCGCGUUUCGGACCGCCAGUGAGCUAAGAAAGGAAGGCCAAAUGAAGGAGUCGAAGUAUAAUAUGCAGUGA
Molecule: messenger RNA, 954 nt
Organism: Fragaria vesca subsp. vesca
Lineage: Eukaryota; Viridiplantae; Streptophyta; Magnoliopsida; Rosales; Rosaceae
Product: very-long-chain 3-oxoacyl-CoA reductase 1-like
Exons: 3
Coding region: 1-954 (317 amino acids)
Cellular component (GO): endoplasmic reticulum
Molecular function (GO): ketoreductase activity
Source: RefSeq, a predicted model, not a curated record